Trichosporon asahii var. asahii CBS 2479 is the source of this 1317-nucleotide messenger RNA. RefSeq lists its product as uncharacterized. The coding region runs from base 1 to 1317 and encodes 438 amino acids. NCBI's taxonomy places the organism in Eukaryota, Fungi, Basidiomycota, Tremellomycetes, Trichosporonales, Trichosporonaceae. The transcript has 3 exons. The record is from RefSeq and is a predicted model, not a curated record.
AUGAUGCCCCCGCCGCGCUACUUCUCCGUCCGGGAGGAGUUCAAGCCCCAUCGGCAUCCGGGGUAUACACCUGCGCAGAUCGAGGAAAUCCAGGAUAGCCUCGUGGCGCGGGGCCUGCCGCUCGACAUCGCUCAGCGGUGCAUGGACUAUGGCGAGGUGUGGCUUGCGUGUGAACGCACAAACUCGCGGCGAGUGUGCGUGCGCUCGUCUGGCGCUGAGCCGCGCGGCCUGCGCGGACUAGCAUGGGGCACGGGACAGGAGGAUGAGAUGGACGCCGAAUACAUGCGGUUCCGCGAGGAGGAGACGGCAGCCCUGGCGCGGCGGAGACGAGAAGCACGGGAGCGCGCAAAGAAUGGCGAGCCGGAACCAGGAGCACGGGUUGAACUGCAGGUCGACGACAACGACGAUGGUCCCGUCAUACACCUGCAGCCCGGUACGACGACAACGGUCACGAUGAACGGAGAUGGCGCGCAGCAGUUCGAGUCGGUCGUGUCCGAGCGCAGCUUCGAAUCCGAAUGGGGCUUGCUCGACUCCCCAGGCAAUGUGUGGUACCUCGUCUCCAGCCCCGUCGGGUGCUCGACCAUUCCGCCACCACCGGCGAAGGAACAUGCGACGCCGCUCGCCGAGUCACCCGUGCUUGCCCCGCUGGCGUCUUCGCUCGCGCUCGGGGGCCUGACCUCUGUCCUCUUUUCGCGCAUCGGCGCCGCGAGCACCAUUAUCGCCGGUGGCGUGACGGCUGCCGCCGCGUACGCUUUCUCCAGCAUCGCCCGCACAGAGCGCAAGCGGAUGCACGAACACGAGCUUCGCACCAAUCGGGAGUACUGGACGCAGCACGCCGUCAUCUCGGCGAACGAGGAGGCUGAGGAGCACGCCAAGUGGAUGCUGGACAAGCGGCGCGGGGAGCGCUCUCGCAAUGGCAGCGACGAGACGCUAGGCUGGGAGCCGACCGAGGAGAAGAAGGCGAACCAGACCUGGGUGCGCCGGAUAGAGAUCACGACGUUCAGUAAGGACCAGGGCUGGGUCGACGACGAGAGCCUCUACGGCCAGUAUGAGGGUAGCUUCUCGUUCUUCGAGGUCUCGCUGCUGAGGAACGGGCGCGAGGUCCCAGGCAGUCGAUUCGAGAUCCAGCGGAAUGUCUGCGCCGGGCAGGUGCACCUGCAACAUGAUAUCAUCCUAGAUUUAGACCACCCACUCACGCGGAUGGCACAGAAGGGCGACCGCGUCGUGCUCUGGGCCAGAGCCAUGUAUCCUGGCUGGACGAACAACGUCCGUCGCGCGAGCGUCACGAUUUACUCUGCUCCGUUCCCACCUCAAUAG